AUGAAUGACAUAAGGACUUUAGUUGGUUCGGAACCAUAUUGGAAUGAAGAUUAUGAAGGUAUUGUUCAACUGCCAUAUAACCAUUUGGCUCAACAGCCUGGUAAAAAUUUCAGAACUAAAUUAAUCAAUACAUUCAAUAUUUAUUAUGGUAUUGAUAAAGUGAGAUUAGAACAGCUAAGUGAAUUGAUCUCUAUUUUGCAUACUUCGAGUUUGCUAAUCGAUGAUAUAGAAGAUAACUCUGAAACUAGACGGGGGAUCCAAACUUCACAUCUGAAGUAUGGAACGCCUAUGACAAUUAAUUCAGCAAACUACAUGUAUUUUAAAGCAAUGGCCGUUUUGGAAAGGAUUGCAUCAGUGAGAGUUGAUGGAUCAACUGAGAAAGAGGAAAAUGUUGAUGGAAGUCUUUUAAAAGAUCUUUUAGUUAUAUUCAAUGCAGAAUUGAUAAAUUUGCAUAGAGGACAAGGUUUAGAUAUUUACUGGCGUGACUCAUUUCCUAGUAUAAUACCUACAGAAUCAAUGUACUUCAACAUGGUAAUGAAUAAAACUGGUGGCUUGUUUAGACUAGCAGUUAGGAUAAUGGAAAGAUUAAAAGAUGAAACAGAUUCCGAUUCAAAGUCAUUAGUACCACUAGCUAAUUUGAUAGGGAUUCUUUUCCAAGUAAGAGAUGAUUACCAAAAUUUAACUGAUGAGACGAUGAUAAAAAAUAAGGGUUUUGCAGAAGACUUAUCAGAAGGUAAAUUAUCUUUCCCAGUUAUUCAUGGAUUAAGGUAUGCAUUGGAUAAUGAAGAUGAGGGAACUAUAUUGUUUCAUACUAUAAAGGCAAAACCUAAAGAAUUGAAGCCGAAAAAGGAAACUAUUGAUUAUUUACGGGACGUAACCAAAUCUUUAGAAUAUACAGAGCUUAAAAUUAAGGAAAUUAGUGAUUUGAUUUUGGAUCCAGAGUUUGUUCCAGAUAAUAAUCAAGAAUUUAACACACAUAUAAUUUCUAUAGUCAAAAAUCUUUCUGAAAUUUAG
Messenger RNA from Tetrapisispora phaffii CBS 4417, 1014 nucleotides. It is a transcript of the gene BTS1, whose product is annotated as farnesyltranstransferase. The transcript has a single exon. NCBI's taxonomy places the organism in Eukaryota, Fungi, Ascomycota, Saccharomycetes, Saccharomycetales, Saccharomycetaceae. Gene Ontology annotation, biological process: isoprenoid biosynthetic process. The record is from RefSeq and is a predicted model, not a curated record. Bases 1 to 1014 code for a protein of 337 amino acids. Gene Ontology annotation, molecular function: prenyltransferase activity.